GGAACACAUCCCUGCUGCUCCUCAACUUCUCUUGUGUUUUACCAUCAGCUCACCUGAUCUUGGAGAAUCAUGAAUGCUUGUUUGAAGUGGCUGUGGUACCACAGAAACUACUUCAUCAUUGUUUUCACGCCAAUCCUAUUCCUACCACUGCCACUCAUAUCCGCUACACCGGAGGCAAGAUGUGGUUAUGCUAUCAUCAUCAUGGCUCUGUACUGGUGUACAGAGUGCAUGCCUCUGGCUGUGACUGCCCUUCUGCCAGUUAUCAUCUUUCCUAUGAUGGGCAUCAUGAAGGCUGAAGAGGUCAGUAUUGAGUACCUGAAAGACUCGAACAUGCUGUUCAUUGGCGGCCUGUUGGUGGCCAUCGCGGUGGAGUGCUGGAACCUUCAUAAGCGAAUCGCUCUUCGAGUUCUGCUGCUGGUUGGUGUUCGUCCGUCCCUGUUAAUGAUGGGGUUCAUGAUCGUCUCGGCCUUCCUGUCAAUGUGGAUCAGCAACUCGGCCACCACAGCCAUGAUGCUGCCCAUCGCCAAGGCUGUGCUGAUGCAGCUGAAAGCCACAGAGACAGCAGCAGAUGCACGAGAUUUCCAGACUGGAGCCGAGGACAACCAUGCGUUUGAGCUCGAGGUCAAACAAGCCAAACAAGAAAUGACAGAUGAGAAACAGUCAUCAAUAGACACCAAGGCUCAGCUGGAAGACAGAGUGUACGAACAGGAGUCACAGCAGGAGAUGAGGAGAAAAGCAAUAGAGGAGAAGUAUGCGCUCCUGACCAAAGGAAUGAGUUUGUCUGUGUGUUACUCUGCCAGCAUCGGAGGCACGGCCACACUCACCGGCACAACCCCUAACCUCAUCCUUAAGGGCCAAAUUGAGCAGAUCUUCAAGGAUAGCGGUGGCGUGAUCACCUUUGCCAGCUGGUUUGCCUUCGCUUUUCCCAACAUGCUGCUCAUGCUCGUAUUGACCUGGUUCUGGCUUCAGGCUUUGUUCCUUGGCUUCAACCUGAAGCAGACGUUUGGCUGUGGUGAAAAGACAGAGAGAGAUAGGGAGGCUUACAUGGUGAUGAAGGAGGAAUACAAAAAACUGGGGCGCAUGAAGUUUGCUGAGGUGGCAGUGCUGACCAUCUUCAUCCUGCUGGUGGUCCUGUGGUUCACCAGGGAGCCGGGCUUCAUAGAUGGCUGGGCGACAUUGCUCUUUAAUCAGGAUGGAACGUAUGUGUCAGAUGGAACUGUUGCUAUCUUAAUGUCCAUGCUCUUCUUUAUCAUCCCCUCCCGGCUGCCUAAGUUUGGAAGCUAUGGUUACGACGACACAGGUAAGCUGGUGAAGGCUCCCAAAACUCUGCUGAACUGGCAGGUGGUUCACGAGAGAAUGCCCUGGAACGUCAUCCUGCUGCUAGGAGGAGGCUUCGCUCUGGCUGCUGGCAGUGAGAAUUCAGGUCUGUCUAAGUGGUUGGGAAAGAGUCUGGCACCUCUGGAGGAAAUUCCCCCCUUUGCCAUCUCGUUGUUGCUCUCCCUGCUGGUGGCGACAUUCACAGAGUGCUCCAGCAACACAGCCACCACCACCCUGUUCCUGCCCAUACUGGCCUCAAUGGCUGUAACUAUUAAGAUACACCCACUGUAUGUGAUGCUGCCCUGUACCGUUGCUGCCUCUCUAGCCUUCAUGCUGCCUGUGGCCACGCCACCCAACGCCAUUGCAUUCUCAUUUGGAAAACUCAGAGUCAUUGACAUGGUGAAAGCUGGCUUCAUGCUGAACAUCAUUGGAAUUUUGAGCAUUAAUUUAGCCAUCAACACCUGGGGAUAUGCCAUGUUUGACAUGGGCACCUUCCCUGCAUGGGCCAACAUUACAGACAUCCUUGGGCCUUGAGUAUCGAGGGCCAAGCGAGAUAGAAAGGAAUGGUGCAGAACUGUUUUUAAAGCUCCUGAAACUAAACAAAUUCAAAAAUCUGAAGUGAAAACAGCUUCAUCAGGAUUGUGCUGGUGUGGUUUUGAUCAGAUUCCAUUGACAGUGACAAUAAAAACACACCAGCUGUCAUCAGAUCAGAUUCAAAUGUUGCUUAAUCCUGAUUCACACACACAAAUAGAGACAUGUCUCAUGUAAAAUGAGCCAGACUGUUCAAACUUUGGAAGAAAAAUCAUCUGAUUUACUAUGAAGCUGUUUGAGAAAAAGAAAGAGGAGAAAGACAGAAAGAAGUAGAGUGAAUGAAAGGCUGGUUAGAUGACCUGAUCCAAACUAAAAUACCAUUUAGACCCAGUUUCACUCAGCAGAACUGCACAACCACAUACUCUGAAUCAAUCAAGUGCUAUCAGGCUCUUAGCUGUAGUAUUAAACAGACUCUCUGCUUGGUGUUCAGCACUUCCUCAUGUCAUUCCAGUGGCCAAACUAAACAAAUAAAAAAAACGAGGUCAGUUCCCUGUACCAUUUCCUGAAUGCGAUGUAAUCGUGUUAAUCUUUUUUGCACAAAUGAUGUGAAGAUGCAGCACACUGCGUUUUAGUGAUAAUUUAAAAUAAUUAAAUCAUUCUCAGUGAUGUUCUGUGUACAGACAAUAUGUAAAUGUAAUUAAUUGUAUCAGUAAAUUUAACUUAUUAAUGUGGUUCUUCUGUUGGUCCAUAAGUCUUUGUUUUUUGUUGCAUAUUUUAUUUUUUUAGCAGUGUUUGUCACACUGUUUUUAGCAUUAACAAGAUAUUACAUACAACUCAGCUGUGCACAACUAGAGCCAGCAGCUGGUUAACUUACCUCAGAUUAGCAUAAAGACUGGAACUAAUUAACAUUUUAAUAAUAACAUAUCUGGUUUAUUUAAUCCAUACAAAGACUUUUUAUUGAACAGGUGUAGAGACCACCAGGAGUUAUGUCAUUGCCCUGCAAGAAAUAGUCCAGCAAAAAACUCCUGCGAAACCUUAUAUAAUACUUAUAUAUAUUUAGACUUUGUAUGGAUUAAACAAGCAAGAUAUAACAUCUUAAUUAGUGAGCAUUAGAAGUGUUGGUAGGCUAAAUGUUCACCAGGCAGAGCCAGACUAGCUGUGUUUCCCGUUAUGCUAAGCUAAGCCAAGCAUCUCUUAGCAGCAAACAUGAGAGUGGUUUCAGUCGGACUAACUCUGAACAUGAAAGCAAACUUGUUUCCUAAAAUGUCUAAACUAUUCCUUUGACAGAACAGUAAUUUUGGAGACGUGUACAAAUGGCCGGUGACAGAGACAAUCGUCCUUCAGCACUGAGGAAGUUAAAACUGGCUCAGCGCACAAAUCAAUAACAGGAAUAACAGGAGGUUACUAAUAUGUACAUAUGAAAAGGUUGGUUAAAGGAUAACUCUGAGAUAGAAGGGUUCCAACAGGAUAUGAUUAUAGUGCAGGACAGUCUGUAUUGUGGUUAUUAAACGUGAUGAAAAGAACAUGUAGAAGAGACUCAAUGUCUCUGCAGAGUAAUGUCUUUUUGUCAUAUUACAUGUGCUGUUAGUAUU
Larimichthys crocea (large yellow croaker) is the source of this 3440-nucleotide messenger RNA. It is a transcript of the gene slc13a2, whose product is annotated as solute carrier family 13 member 2. Gene Ontology annotation, molecular function: succinate transmembrane transporter activity; sodium:dicarboxylate symporter activity; fumarate transmembrane transporter activity. Gene Ontology annotation, cellular component: plasma membrane. Lineage: Eukaryota; Metazoa; Chordata; Actinopteri; Sciaenidae. The record is from RefSeq and is a predicted model, not a curated record. The coding region runs from base 70 to 1851 and encodes 593 amino acids. The transcript has 13 exons. Gene Ontology annotation, biological process: fumarate transport; alpha-ketoglutarate transport; cellular response to lithium ion.